Anisakis simplex (herring worm) is the source of this 945-nucleotide messenger RNA. The record is from the annotation of a GenBank genome assembly. Lineage: Eukaryota; Metazoa; Nematoda; Chromadorea; Rhabditida; Anisakidae.
AUGGAUUAUGAGCUAAGCGAUCUGCACCAAUUACUUGGCAUGGCCAAAGUGUCCUUUCAAAAAACAAACACUCUCAUCGAAGUACCGUGUCCUGUAAACAUUUGUGGUGAUAUUCACGGACAGUAUGUAACGAAACCAUCUUAUCGAAGUCACAUGAGAAGCACAAUCGUUCCGAAACUUGGUAGCUCUUGUGGACUUCCGUUCAAAGUUCGUUAUCUGUUUUUGGGUGAUUAUGUCGAUCGUGGGCGUCAUCCACUGGAAGUGAUUGUUUUACUGCUUGCAUGCAAGAUACAGUUCCCAAAAUUUGUGUUUCUGUUGAGGGGAAAUCAUGAACUUUUUCACAUUAACAAAACGUAUGGGUUUGCGGCUGAGAUACGAACGCGUUAUCGAAUACAGCAAGAUGCACAAAGACUGUAUAAUCACUUUAAUGAAGUAUUUGCUGAAAUGCCGUUGGCAGCAAUCGUGGCCGGAAAGAUACUUUGUAUGCACGGUGGAUUGUCACCAGAUCUGAAUAAUCUUAACGAUAUUCGAAACAUCAAACGGCCUUUGAGAAUAGUGAAAGGUCUCGCACAAGACCUUUUAUGGGCAGAUCCAGAGUCUGGCACUCAAGGUUUCCAGAGGAAUCAAAUCCGAGGUGUUUCGUAUGUGUUCGGUGAGAAUGCCGUUAAAGAAAAGAUAAAGAAACUCGGCAUUGAUAUGGUUAUCAGAGCUCAUCAGGUAGUUGAAUUUGGAUAUGCAUUUUUCGCAAAUCGCCAGCUAAUCACCGUAUUCUCAGCGUCUCGCUAUCACGAAGAUCUGUGCAAUUUUGCUGCUGUCGUUUUGGUUGAUCGAAAUCUUGAGCUGUCAUUUAUGCAGUUGAAACCAUGUGAAUAUGAACAGCAAAAGAAAGAGAAAUUGGUACCAACAGCUGAUGUUGAAGAAGAUUUGGACGACGAUAAAUUCUGA